Messenger RNA from Olea europaea var. sylvestris, 920 nucleotides. RefSeq names its product vesicle transport protein SFT2B. Gene Ontology annotation, biological process: vesicle-mediated transport. Bases 123 to 689 code for a protein of 188 amino acids. NCBI's taxonomy places the organism in Eukaryota, Viridiplantae, Streptophyta, Magnoliopsida, Lamiales, Oleaceae. The transcript is spliced from 7 exons. The record is from RefSeq and is a predicted model, not a curated record. Gene Ontology annotation, cellular component: membrane.
AUCGCCAUAAUUUUUCUCUCACCUUCGAGCUGUGACUUUUGGCUUCCCAAAAAGCCAUGGGAGACUUGAUCCGAUCACUCUGAAACCACUGAAGAAGAAAAAAAUUAGGAAAAAUCUAAAAAAUGUGGAAGUUAAUUAAUCGAUCAGCUUCAAGUGAAUAUGAAGAGCAGCCGGAAGACGAUUUAUUGGGUGGAACUGAAGGCCUCUGUUCUCUUUCCCCUUUACAGAGAUUGUAUGGAUUUGCUGCUUGUUUAGCAGCUGGGCUUGUUUGUGUGUUCCUGUCAUUGAUUGUUUUUGUCAAACCCAUCAAAUUUGCUCUCCUUUUUACCUUUGGCAAUGUGCUGGCUAUUGGAAGGCCUUGCUUAUAUCUUGGAGAGUCAAUGUUUUUAUGGCUUCUAUAUACUCGAUCCCAUGGUCACCUUGAGCAAAAAGUCACAACCUUCCUCAUUGGACCACAGCAACAGCUAAGAAUGAUGCUUGAUCCUGUCCGUGUCUAUGCUACAGCAAUUUAUGCGGGCUGUGUUGUGGUAGCUCUCAUUUGUGCUCUUUUGGUCCACAGUAAGAUUCUAACAAUAAUUGCAAUCAUAUGUGAGAUAUGUGCCCUUGUUUGGUACAGUUUAAGUUACAUACCUUUCGCUCGCAGAGUGGUUUCUAAUCUGACUAUCCGUCUUUUUGACACCGAAAUCUAGACGAUCCAAUGUGCAUGUACUAUUCCUGUCAUUUUGUUGAAGAAAUUUUUGAAGCAUUUAGAUUUGGUGGUGGUUUUUAUCAAGCAUUUUUUAAGAUCGAAUUUCUAUUCAUUCUUUUGUCGGCGUGUGAAGAUAUUGCUUAAAUGAACUCGGAAAAUGGCCGAAAUUGUAUUGUAUUUGGAUGCAGAGUUAGUAAAUUCAAUGCAGUCUUGCUGUUUGGUCUUUGCAUCA